AGAGCGACUGCUCAGCACCGUCAAGCGUGAGCCGCAACACCGACGCCGGGAAUAGGGAGAAGCCCCCUCAGACAACAACAGGAAAAGACCCAUUUCCCAGAAGUGGAAGAAAAGUCAACCGGCACUGAGGAUGGCUCCUAUCCCCUUCCUUCAACUGGCAUGAUCCUAAGAAAACCGAAACCUGAAUGUCAACAGCUUGCUUUAUUUCUGUAACUCCCUGACAGCUUUGCUGUUAAGAAGGGAAGCCUGAGCCGGCUGGCAGAAGUUCUUGCCUUUGACCUGGUGGGUCACUUUGGUUAUAAAGUCUGCAGGACAGAAACAUUUUUUUUGACAGCUGCAGCAGCUGAACAUCCGGAUCCCCCUUUGCAGCAUGGUUGGGCAGCUACUCUUCUUCUUGUUGGCCGUGUCUGGUUCCCCAGCCAAGGUGCUGGAGCCCCGGCAAAAAGUGACCGCCGUGCUUGGCAAAGAUGUCAUGCUCCCUUGCUCCUACCAGGCCACGGCGGGUGAGAAGGUGUUCCAGGUGACGUGGCUGAAGCGUGGAGAUGAUGGGCAGACUGUGGAGCUAGCCGCUCUGAAUUCAGAGCAUGGGGAGUAUAUCCAGGAGGCCUACGCAGGACGAGUGUCGUGGCAGUCACAAGAGUCCCUGAAGAACGGCUCAAUCGUGUUGAGGAAUGCGGUUCAGGCCGAUGAGGGAAACUACGAAUGCCACCUCAUCACCUUCCCACAGGGAAACUUUGAGUCCCACCUCACCCUCAAGGUCCUAGUGCCCCCACUGCCAACUUUAAACCCCGGUCCCCCUUUGGAGGAAGGGCAGGGUCGCACUCUGGCUGCCUCGUGCACUGCAGAAGGGAACCCCGUGCCCAACGUGACCUGGGAGACAGAAGUGACCGGCAAGACUGACAUCCGCCACUCCUCUCACCCCCGCUCGGCGUCUGUCACCAUUGAGUACUACGUGGUCCCCGGGCGGAACAUGCACGGCAAGCUGCUGACCUGCGUCGUCUCCCACCCGGGACUGCAGCACCAGAAACGGAUCACGCACAGGCUCAACGUGUCAUAUCUGUCGGAUGCUUCAGUCCUGGGCCAUGAGACAGAGGAGGAUUGGGUCACAGGAGAGGAGGGGGUCUCCCUGAAAUGCCUUGGGGAUGGGAACCCUCCGCCUACGUACAACUGGACUAGGCAAAACGGUGCUCUCCCAAGUGGAGUGAAAACAAAAGGGGACACCCUGCUGUUCCAGAGACCGCUCAGCUUAGAAGAUGCAGGCGUCUAUAUAUGCCGAGUAGCCAACAGCUUUGCCACCAAGGAGGCCGAGGCCGAGGCGACCAUCAACAUAAGAGAGAACAAGGCCAAACAAGUGAAUGUCAUCUCCAUCUCCAUGAUAGGAGCGGGCGCCAUAGCCGUUCUGCUCCUUGGAUUACUGGUUCUGGUGGUCAUCCUCAUGACCUGCUACCAUCGACGGAAAACCAAGCGGAUCACCGAGAAAUACGAAGAGGAGCUGACUUUAACGCGGGAAAAUUCGAUUCGGCGCCUCCAUUCAAGCCACAGCGAUACACGAAAUCAGCUGGAAGAAAAUCUUCCCCUCAGGUCAGAGAGCCGGCAGGGCAGUUUCCGUGGGGAUAGCUUUUGUCGAGAGAGCCUGCGAGGGGACAGCUUGUGCCGGGACAGCAUAUGCCGGGACAGUCGGCACGGCAGUUUCCGGGCAGAAAGUAUGCGGGAAACGAGCCUCUGCUCAAUCAUGGGCGAGGAAGAGGGAGGACGCAGCUACUCGACCUUAUCAACAGUGCGGGAAAUUGAGACUCAGACAGAGCUGCCACCGCCGCCACCUACCCCUAUCCAGGAGAACGGGAUGGAGAAGGAGAAAGAGAAAGAGGAGGAGGAGGAGGCGGAACAGCGGGACGGUGAAAAUAACAUCAAGCAGGCCAUGACGCACUUCGUCCAAGAGAACGGUACCCUCAGAGCCAAACCCACCACCAACGGCAUUUACAUCAACAGCCGGGGACACUUGGUGUGACCUUUGACCCGGCCGAGGAAUUUUGGGACCCGGCAACACACUGAACCGUCCUUCCCAUUGCCUAUUAGUGUCUCCCCGUGGUAAGGGAGGAAGCAGUCCUUAAGACAGAGGAAUAUCUUCUGAGCCACUCGCCAGCUUGCCUGCAACACCCAGACUCUGUGGUUUCUUUGUAGGUCUCAACACCCUUCCUUCUCCUCCCCGGGAUCCCUCUCCAAAACCAUGGCCGCGUUCGGCAAAUUCUUUCCCAUCCUGCUGCAUGCGCCGGAGGACGGCGACAUCCCAUCCUCCGUCGGAUGGGUGACAGAAAUCACCGCUGGGAAACUUCUUGUCCUGCCCCUGUGGAACAGUUAUAAGGCCUGGCUGCUGUCUGAAAAGAAAUCCGAACAUUCAAGACAAGUGAUUCAAAAGACGCUGCCAGGCAGGGGUGCCCUCACUUGAUUAUGUUGCAAGGUAGUUGUUGUUUUUUCCUGGGCUCAGGGAUGGGAAUCGUGAAACUGUGGUGUCUUCUUUUUAAUUAUGACGAUGAUGAUGAUUAGGUAAAUGUCAUAUCUCUCAGCAGUUAUGAGCAGCAGCUAUAAAGUGAGAAGGCAAAUGUUUUUAAAAGGAAAAAAACUUUAAGGGAAAAAUGUCUUGCUUGAGAGAGACCUGAUUUAAGCUGUUUGAAGAACACAGAAAUCACGGGCGUUAAAUCACUGUAGCUCCCUCUGAGCUAUGAAUCAACUCCUCUAGAAGGAAGUCUUUGCAAUAUGGCUUGAUUUUCUGGUGUGGGAGAUCACUGUGGGCGGGAUCCCGGGGUCCCGUGGCUCAGUGCCCUCCCAGUCCUUGUUACAAUUUGUAUCUGGAUGAUGCUCAGAUGGUGUGUUUUGCCUGCCAGAUGAAAAAAUGAAGCAUGCCCCAUUAUUUUGAUGGCCAAAGUUCCAGCAGCUGCGGCUCCCAGGUGGUAAAUAAAAGUCCCAAUUAGUCCUUGUCACAGAAGUCCUGCUGCCUUGCUGUUAUGGUGGGGAGGCCAGAUUUGUGCCAUCUUCUCAAACCAACCAAUGGAAGUUCAGAUUCACUGGCAGGGUUUUAUUUUCUUUCUUUCUUUUUUUACCGUGUAGAGUAAAGCCAUCUGCUGCAUUGAAUUAAAUCUAUCAAGUUAAAAUAUAGUAGGGAAAGAGAUUGUGCUGAUAACAUAGGGCAGUGGUGGCGAACCUAUGGCACGCAUGCCAGAGGUGGCACUCAGAGCUCUCUUUGCGGGCACGCACACCGUCACCCAAGUUUGGCCACUCGGCAGUGGCAUAGGGGAUGAGGGGCACGCGAUGCACUGGGCACGCAUCCCUGUGGGGCGUGUCAAGAGCAUUCCAAGGGGUGUGAUGGAGGUGUUUUGGAGCAUUCCAGGGACAUUCCAGAGCAGGGUGGGGGCAUGACAGGGAUGCAGGGUGCACACGUGCCCUGGACAGAGUUUCCCCUUGCUCCGCCCCUGGCACUCGGUCUCUAAAAGAUUUGCCAUCACUGACAUAGAGGAUAGGGAAACCAUCUGGACAGGGGGUUUUUUGCAUGGAUUUCCACAGCCACAGGAAAACGACAGAAAUGAAUUUCUACACAUUGUGUUAAAAAAACAUGCGACGCUUAAUGAAAAGCAGGGUUUUGAUAUAACAGAUACAAAAUGCCUGAGGUUUUUGCACCGUGUUCCUUUCCUCUCUCUAUCCCAGGCAGGUUGACUUUAGAGACAGUUUACAAAUGCAAGUAAUUGCUUGGUUGUGACACUUUUAAGAAAAGACUCCUUUGGAAAAAAAACUUUUGUGGUGUUUAUGCUGAUGUGGGAUGUAGCACAAUUUUUUUUCGUGGUGCUCAAGCUGCGACGGCUUGUUUGCUGGCACAAAUAAUCCUUUGAAGCUGCUACAGUAGGGACUGCUUGUUUGGGCACCUGCCCCGAAGAAAGGGCUUGGCGAGUCGGUCACUCAGAUUACAUAUUUUGCAUACAGAAGGUGUCGGAUUAGCCAAUGAAAGGUCUCCAGAUAAAGAGCAUCUCUGACAAGAAAGUAGCUGCCAAUCAGGCUAGACACUGAAGUAGGCAGACCACAGGUACAAGGUCACAGGCAAAGGUUUCUGGGAAGGAGCCAUAGCUCAGGGGCAGGACACCUGCUUUUGACGCAUAAGGCUAAGUCCUUGGUAUCUGGAAUAAAAGAAUCUCAGAUCACAGGUGCUUAGGGAAAACUUUUCUCUGCUUCGAAAUCUGGCUGUCAGAGAGAACAGCGCUGGAUGAGAUGAACCAAUGGUCCAACUUGUAACAUGUGUGGGAUGCAUGUGAGAACACACUUAGGCCCCUUCCGCACAAGCAGAAUAAUGCACUUUCAAUCCGCUUUCACAAUUGUUUGCAAGUGGAUUUUGCUACUCCGCACAGUAAAAUCCAGCUGCAGAGUGCAUUGAAAGUGGAUUGAAAGUGUGUUAUUCUGCAUGUGUGGAAGGGGCCUCAGCGCUGGGUUUUAAAGGAGGGUGUUGCCCACGCUUGCACACAUGCUGCCUGAUUGCCAUCAGCUGUCAGUGAUUCAAGCCGGUUGUGUAAAGGACCACCAUUGAAAAUGUAUGCUAUAUGCAGGGAUGCCCUGACUUGGAUGACCUCUGUUAGUACUUGGGUGGGAGACCAUCAAGGAUGUCCAGGGCCAUAACACAGAGGCAUGCAGUAGCAAACCGCCUCUGGACAUCUCUUGCCUUGUAAAUCCUUCAGGGUUGGUCGCCAUAAGUCGAAUGUGAUUUGAUGGCAAAAAAAAAAGCAGGGAUAUGAAGUCUGAUUGGUGAUUGCUUAUUUGCAUAUGCAGAUUGCUUAUUUGCAUAUGCAGAUUGUUUGCUUAUUUGCAUAUGCAGAUUGUCACCUGAUACACUGAGUCACUCCACUGAUUUUGUUCAAAGUGAGUCAGGAAUUGGCUGGAAUUGACUUUCGCCUCUGCAGUGAACUGUCUGGGUAGUCUGAGGCAAGCUGCUCUUUCUCUCUCUCAGCCUCAGCAGUAACGUGAGGAUAACAAUACUGGCCUACCUUAUAGGGUUGUUGUUACAAGAUAAUGUAUGUGAGCUCCCAAAGGCACCUAGUGGGCCACUGCGAGUAGCAGAGUGCUGGACUAGAUGGGCUCUGGUCUGAUCCAGCUGGCAUGUUCGUAUGUGAAAUGUGUGUUUGGUCUGCCUGUUAGUCUUUCUCAGUCAAGCUGACUCACCCCCACCAAAUAUGCACACAUCUCACAGUUCAUUGUCACCAGUGACCGGUCCCGCACAGAAAUAUUCCACUUCUACAUUUAAAUUGCUUUGAAAAAAGUGGAGAGGGUGAGAGUUGAAAUAGCAGCACAUCUCCAAGACUCUGUGCUUGAUGCAACCUUUUUCCCCGCUUGUAAAUUAGGAAAUAAUAGCUGGCGUUUUCAAACACAACCCAGGCACUUAUCGAUCUGGGAGAGUUCAAAAAUUCAGCCAUUUUUACAGAUUCACCAACAAACACCCUUUCCAGGUGACUCAGGGAAGAGCUCUGUCAAAAAUGUGUAUGUAGCAGGUAGUCAAAGGUGAGCUUACAGGCUCAUUCAAAAUGGUUCUCCCAGCCUCAGUUUCUGUGAUAUCCGAGGACUUCCAUUAACAGAGAGGCUUGUGUGAGCUUUGGUAACAUGCUUUUAUGGGUUCCGCCUUCACAAUGUUCUCGUAGGGUGUUCUUUUCCCCAAGAUGGCCACUGGCUGUCUCACCAAAAAUGGCUCCCAGUCUUGUGCUCACGCUGUCAAUGGAGGAACUUGCUCUGGACAACAUGAGAGCCAGAAGCCCCUCCACCAAGUCCAUCUCUGAGGUAUUUUCUAUUAAGGGUCUUUUCGCCUCCUUUGGGACCUGCAAGUGUUAGCAUUAUGUUUUUGUUUUUUGUUUUGAAAUGUGUAAACGUGUCACUAUGCUAUGUUUUAUUUGUGUAUUAUUUGCAGCUAUUCUUGGUAUCCUGAAGGGCAGCUCUUACUUGAAAAGUCAAUUAAAGCUGAGGGGUUGCCAGGUCUCCUCAGAAGGAGCUUGGUGGUACUUAUGUGGGGCAAAGGAUGGCACCUGGCCAAUCAAGGGAAGAACUCGGCUGUGCCUGGUGGUGCUUGGACAGAAUGAACAUAAGGUUGAGUGAACAGCGAAAGCACUCAUACCAAGAAGAAAAUAAGCCUGCCCCUUAUUCUGAGCACUGGAGACUUCACUCCUUCCUCUGAGAAGGUUAAAACCCUAAACCUUCUAAGUGGGAGACCUAGCAAUCCUACAACCUGGGGAAAGGGGGUGGGAGUUUUCUUCAAGGAUGCAACAUUGGCCUAGAUGUAGUGCCGAAGGGAGGAUACUGGCACCCGGGACAAACUGGUGCCUGCGCCCCCCCGGCACCGCCCCCCUGCCCCCGUCUCACUUACCUUUAAAAGCUAAAAGAGCAGCCUGCUCCGGUCAGUGGAGGCUGAUCUGGGCCAUGGGGGCAGUCUGACAGGAGGCGUGGGGGAGCGAUUCUCCGCCCCGCCCCCCCACGUCUGAGCCUGGGGCAUUUGUUCCCCCGUCCUGCGGUAGCUCUGCCUUUGCCUAGAUGCACCUAGCUUGAUAUAAUAGCUUGUCAGUUGUAGGGUAAGGGAGUCCUACGGAGAUCCACGAUCCACAGUAGUAUUUUUACAUUGUUGCCAUCCACAUACUGCAACUGAGGAACUCCGUGUCUUUAAAAUAGUCUAAAUAGGCAUCUACUUUUAUUGCUGCUAUCUCCUGAGGCCUAGAGGAUUGCCCAAAACAUUCCUGUUACAGUUUCUUCACAAAAACAUGGGAGCACUUAUUUACAGGCUAAUUUCCAUAGCUCAUUCACUUCUGGAGUCUCUGGGUGGGCGACCUCUAGAGUUUGGGGGAGAACCUGGCCCAGUGGGGUUUGACGGUAGGAGAAAAGCCAUAGAGCCACAAUGCCAUAGAGCCCAACCUCCAAAGCAGCCAUUUUGUCCAAGAGAACUGAUCUCUCUGGUCUGGAGAUCCACUGUAAUUCCAGAUACUCUGCAGGCCAUACCGGAAAGCUGGCAACCCUACUCAUCCUUCUUAGAUGUACUUUCCCCAGAAUUGUGGGCAGCAGAGAAGGUCUUAAUUUGAGCCAGAAACUAACAGUGGGAUUGAUUUCCUUCUAACAUGUAUAGAUAGACAAUGAGGCAAAGUUGAAUGAAAUUUACCACAAACUGAAGAACAGAAUAAAGUGCCUUAGAAAAACUGCAGCGAGAUGCCUCCAUCUUUUGCAGUCUCCAGAAUUAUCUAAUACAUCCUUUACUAUAUUUCCCCUUUUAAUGUUUUAUCUUGUGUAGGAGUUUUUACCUACCUGCCUGCCUGCCUGCCUACCUAAUCUGUUUGAAUUUAUUCAUCUGAUCUUAUUUUUGAUAUCUCUUUCUCAUUUUAAAAAAAUUAUAUAUUUCCCUCUCUACCGAAAGUCCAAUGCAGCAAACUCUAAUAAAAUUGAUAAUGAAAUAAAUCAGCCAACAAAAAUAACAGCAGCAACGGAAGAAACGGCAACUGCAUAAAACUAAAUAAUGCAAAUACAGAUCAUCCAAAUUUCAUAAUAGGAAUAAAAGAUCAUUUCAAGAUCAACAAAUAAAAUUUAUCCAUAAGACCUAAAGCCAGCUUGGCGGGGGUGGGGGAGGGUCUCAGCUAGGGCCCCUUCUCAAUUACAUGAUAAAAUAACUUACCACAUCCUGAACUGGGCUAGGCAAGACUGUUUUCUACAAGUUUUGAUUGUUGCAAAUGAUGUGGGGGGGAAGGAUUUUUAAAACCCCUUUCUACCAUAGUCUGCUUCUCCCUUUCCCUUCUCUUGAGUCUCCAAAGUUUUCACUCUCUUGAGUAAUUGCUUUGCCUUUCUAAAGGAAGUUGUAGAAGCCAUUACUCUGCCUCUUGAUUGCGCAAACUCUGCAUAUAUAAGAAGUGUGAUAUAAUAAUUACAACUAAGAAUCACUUCACAUUAUUUUGAAGGAGAACCACAGACACAUAGACACAUUUUCUCACAAUACUAGAACCAGGGGGCAUACAUUGAAAAUGCUGGGGGGAAGAAUUAGGACUAAUAAAAGGAAACACUUCUUCACGCAACGUGGGAUUGGCGUUUGGAAUAUGCUGCC
This is a messenger RNA of Sphaerodactylus townsendi, 8095 nucleotides long. It is a transcript of the gene NECTIN4, whose product is annotated as nectin cell adhesion molecule 4. The transcript is spliced from 9 exons. NCBI's taxonomy places the organism in Eukaryota, Metazoa, Chordata, Lepidosauria, Squamata, Sphaerodactylidae. Gene Ontology annotation, cellular component: adherens junction. The record is from RefSeq and is a predicted model, not a curated record. The coding region runs from base 371 to 2008 and encodes 545 amino acids. Gene Ontology annotation, biological process: heterophilic cell-cell adhesion; homophilic cell-cell adhesion.